AAACAGAUAUGGCAAUCAUUAUCGAACAUGGGUGCCACCCCAUACAUUUUGACACUUUAUACCUCUCCAAAAAAAUCCAACUACUCCUCCUCUCAUAAUCAUCAUUCAUCAAUAAUAUCUAUAUAUAAUCUUAAUAUAUGCAAAAAAAAUUCCUCAAUUUAUGACACCUAUCUCCUAAAUUCUCCUCCAAAACAAUGCAUACUUGCUAUAUUUCCCUUCCCAUUCUUCUCCUCUUCCUCCUCUCAUGGACUCACCAAGCUGCAGCCCAUCUAAGUGCUGCAAGCCAGUUCUUGGCGCCGCAGAAUGCAGCUCGUGCCACGCUGAGGAUGCCGCCGUUGGUGUGGGACUCAAAACUCGCACGCUAUGCUCAGUGGUACGCCAACCAGAGAAGGUAUGAUUGUGACCUCAGGCACUCCAAUGGACCUUAUGGUGAGAACAUUUUCUGGGGGAGUGGCAGUGGGUGGAGUCCUGCUCAGGCUGUCACUGCUUGGGUCUCUGAGAGAAAAUGGUAUGAUUAUUGGUCUAAUUCUUGUGCUGGUGAUCAAGAAUGUGGACAUUAUACUCAGGUUGUUUGGAGGAAGACGAGAAGAGUUGGGUGUGCCAAAGUUAAUUGUUCUGGUGGUAAGGGAGUUUUCAUGACUUGCAAUUAUGAUCCUCCUGGGAAUUUCAUUGGAGAAAGGCCUUAUUGAUUGUUAUUAUUUCGAUGAUAAUAAUGGAAUUUUUUCAACUAAGAAUUUCAAUAUUUGUUCUAUAACUUUAGUGGAUUCAGUUAUGUUAAUUGUCUGGUCAAUUUCAAUGGUUUUAUUUUGUGCAAGAGCAAUUUUCUUAA
Manihot esculenta (cassava) is the source of this 829-nucleotide messenger RNA. Its product is annotated as pathogenesis-related protein PR-1. The coding region runs from base 195 to 689 and encodes 164 amino acids. NCBI's taxonomy places the organism in Eukaryota, Viridiplantae, Streptophyta, Magnoliopsida, Malpighiales, Euphorbiaceae. The record is from RefSeq and is a predicted model, not a curated record. The transcript has a single exon. Gene Ontology annotation, cellular component: extracellular region.